UGUAAGGCAGAAUCAACAGAGUGAGAGAGAGAGAGAGAGAUGAAGGAGACGAGCACAGCCGGCGAGACGUCGAUUUCGGUGGACGAGAGGUAUACCCAGUGGAAGUCUCUCGUUCCGGUGCUCUACGACUGGCUGGCCAACCACAACCUCGUCUGGCCCUCCCUCUCCUGCCGAUGGGGUCCGCAAUUGGAGCAAGCUACGUAUAAGAAUCGGCAACGGCUUUACCUUUCAGAGCAGACCGAUGGCAGUGUUCCGAAUACCUUAGUUAUAGCAAACUGUGAAGUCGUUAAACCUAGGGUAGCUGCCGCAGAGCAUAUUGCUCAGUUCAACGAGGAAGCGCGGUCACCCUUUGUAAAGAAGUUCAAAACAAUUAUACAUCCAGGAGAGGUGAACCGAAUCAGGGAACUGCCACAGAAUAGUAAGAUAGUGGCCACACACACUGACAGUCCUGAUGUCCUCAUUUGGGAUGUUGAAACUCAACCUAAUCGUCAUGCUGUAUUGGGAACUCCAGAAUCUCGUCCAGAUUUGAUAUUAACUGGGCAUAAAGAUAAUGCAGAAUUUGCUCUUGCCAUGUGUCCAACUGAACCAUUGGUGCUCUCUGGAGGCAAGGAUAAGUCUGUGGUGUUGUGGAGUAUUCAGGAUCACAUCUCAACUUUGGCAGCAGAUCCAGGGUCAGCAAAGAGUACCUCUAAGGCUGGUGGUGGUAAUGAUAAACCUGUAGAAAGCCCUUCUAUAGGAGCACGUGGUAUCUACCAAGGGCAUGAUGAUACUGUUGAAGAUGUGCAAUUCUGCCCAUUAAGCGCACAGGAGUUCUGUAGCGUAGGUGAUGAUUCUUGCCUUAUCUUAUGGGAUGCAAGAUCUGGCACCACUCCAGCCAUCAAGGUUGAGAAAGCUCAUAAUGCUGAUCUUCACUGUGUUGAUUGGAAUCCUCAUGACAUAAAUCUUAUUCUAACUGGGUCAGCUGACAAUACUGUUCGCAUGUUUGAUCGCCGAAAGCUUUCGUCUGGUGGAAUUGGAUCACCAAUCCAUACAUUUGAGGGCCAUACUGCUGCUGUCCUUUGUGUACAGUGGUCUCCGGACAAGGCUUCAAUCUUUGGAAGUUCUGCAGAAGAUGGUAUCUUAAACCUCUGGAAUCAUGAAAAGAUUGAUAAGAAGCAAGCUCCUAACGCUCCUCCAGGUUUAUUCUUCAGACAUGCUGGCCAUAGGGAUAAGGUCGUGGACUUCCAUUGGAAUGCAUCCGAUCCAUGGACAAUUGUUAGCGUAUCUGAUGAUGGUGAAAGUACUGGUGGAGGCGGUACACUUCAGAUAUGGCGGAUGAUCGAUCUGAUUUACAGGAACGAAGAUGAGGUGCUGGCUGAGCUCGAUAACUUCAAAGCUCAUUUGGCCACAUGCUCCCCCUGAACACUCCCUCCAUGGCUAUGGCUUCCAUUUGGUUUCAGAAAAAGCAGUAACCCUUUGGGUUAAUGUAUAGAGAAAAUUGGAAAAUGGUGCCUUGCUCUCUUUGCAGAUGUUGCAUUUUGAUGUAAUUUCAUGUGCUCAAUAUUUGAAUUUAAGCAACUAUAUGCUAUUAUGCUUUUCAACAAUUUGUACUAUGAAAGUAUUGCAACAGAAAUGUGUUCUUAGUUGUGUCUUUGGUACCAAUGGAAUUUUUUUUUUAA
Messenger RNA from Vitis riparia (riverbank grape), 1658 nucleotides. Its product is annotated as WD-40 repeat-containing protein MSI4-like. Gene Ontology annotation, molecular function: histone binding. Lineage: Eukaryota; Viridiplantae; Streptophyta; Magnoliopsida; Vitales; Vitaceae. The transcript is spliced from 15 exons. The coding region runs from base 40 to 1401 and encodes 453 amino acids. Gene Ontology annotation, cellular component: nucleus. Gene Ontology annotation, biological process: regulation of gene expression. The record is from RefSeq and is a predicted model, not a curated record.